GGAGCCGUGGUGACGAGUGCCGCCGCCGCCAACGCCGGCGACUCCAGGCACGGCUCCAAGUCCAAGAGUAACGGAUCGUGUUCCUCGUCUUCGUUGGUGAAUAAAAAAGACCCUUCCAAUUACAAGGACAAACAGUGCGACAAGUCAUCGUCCUCUUCGCAGAGGAAGGACUCGGUUGUGGGGUCGCCUGUGAAAAAGGACUCGUCGUCGAGCCACAAGUCCAAGUCGAGUGGCGGAAGUGCUUUGUGUUCGCGGCGCGAGGAGCACGAUGCGCGCGACACGAAACGCCACGGGGACGAGCGGCGGCGCGACAGCAAGGAUAAGGACGAGGAGCGCUGGAGCAAGGACGGCGCGGACGACGACGCAGACGGCAGCAAGGAGCGGAGGACGGGCGGCGGCGGGGGCUCUAGCGCGGGCGGCGGCAAGGACAAGCGAAAGGAGCGCGCGGGGGGCGGCGCCACGCCAGCGGGCGUCGGCUGCAAGCGGCGCAUGAGCUCCCAGGACUCCGCCGACAGCGCCCCCGACGCGGACGCCAAGCGGGCUAAAUUGUCAUCGCCAAUGGCCUCCGCCGCCAAACCCACCCCCGAACGCCGCGACUCCAAGGACAGCUGCCGCAGCUCCUCCAGCAGCAAACGCUCGUCUUCCAUGUCCUCGCAUCACGACAAGCCGUCCUCCAACAGCGCCGCCGCCGCCUUUCCCAAGGGGGGUGACAAGGCACAGGACCACAAGAGCAGUGGCGGUGCCAAGGACGAAACGGAGCGUAGACGCGACAAGGACGCCGGCAAGGCGCAGGACGGUUUCGACAAGCACCGCAAAGACAAGAAAAAGAAAAAA
This is a messenger RNA of Gryllus bimaculatus (two-spotted cricket), 834 nucleotides long. Lineage: Eukaryota; Metazoa; Arthropoda; Insecta; Orthoptera; Gryllidae. The record is from the annotation of a GenBank genome assembly.